CUGGAGGUACCAGAUCUACAAGUUCUGAUGUCUUUAAAAGGACAAGCCUGGGAAAUAAGGCGCACUUGAGAGCUUUGACAUUCAUCUUGACUCUCGUGGAAGUCCGACAGCCAAUCCCAUUUUGGCCUCCAACUGGGCAUCAUGAAGGCCUGUGUCCCCCUGAUACUGGCCAUGCUCUGCGGCCUGGCCUGGGCAGGAAAAAUGGAGUCAUGCGCAUCGCGCUGUAAUGAGAAAUUUAACCGCGAUGCUGCCUGCCAGUGUGACCGCGAGUGUCCCUGGUACUGGGACUGCUGUGACGACUACCAGCACCUGUGUACUGUUGAAGAAGACCCCAAAGAGCCAGAGCCGUUCCUGGAGCUAGAGGAAGAGAUGGAGGAAGAGAUGGAGGAGGCCCCGGCUAGCAACCUGUACUCAGCCCCAGACUCCUGCCGGGGCCGCUGCCACGAGUCCUUCGACAGGCACCACCCAUGCCACUGCAAUGCCCGCUGCCCAGAAUUUGGGAACUGCUGCGAGGAUUUCGAGAGCCAGUGCGGCCACGAGGGCUUCUCCCACAGCAGUGACGCCAUCACCACGGAGGAGCUGAAGGCCAUCUCUGAGAAGAUCUACAGGGCGGACACCAACAAAGCACAGAAGGAAGACAUCAUUCUCAACAGCCAAAAUGCCAUCUCGCCCUCUGAGACCAGAGACCAAGUGGACCACUGCCCGGAGCCGCUCUUCACAUAUGUCAAUGAAAAGCUGUUCUCCAAGCCGACCUACGCAGCCUUCAUCAACCUCCUCAACAACUACCAGCGGGCGACGGGCCAGGCGGAGCACUUCAGUGCCCAGCAGCUGGCUGAGCAGGACACCUUCCUCAGAGAGGUCAUGAAGACGGCCGUCAUGAAGGAACUCUACAGCUUCCUCCAUCAUCAGAACCGCUACAGCUCUGAACAAGAGUUUGCCAAUGACUUGAAGAACAUGUGGUUUGGGCUCUAUUCAAGAGGCAAUGAAGAGGGGGACUCAAGUGGCUUUGAACACGUCUUCUCAGGUGAAAUAAAAAAAGGCAAGGUCACUGGCUUCCAUAACUGGAUCCGCUUCUACAUGCAAGAGAAGGAGGGCCUGGUUGACUAUUACAGUCACAUCUAUGAUGGGCCUUGGGAGUCUUACCCUGACGUGCUGGCCAUGCAGUUCAACUGGGACGGCUACUAUAAGGAAGUGGGCUCCGCCUUCAUCGGCAGCAGCCCCGAGUUUGAGUUUGCGCUCUACUCCCUGUGCUUCAUCGCCAGGCCAGGCAAAACGUGCCAGUUAAGCCUGGGUGGCUAUCCCUUGGCCAUCCAGACCUACAGCUGGGACAAGACCACCUACGGAAAAGCCUACGUGGUGUCUUCUACCCGAUAG
Myotis lucifugus (little brown bat) is the source of this 1374-nucleotide messenger RNA. It is a transcript of the gene ENDOU, whose product is annotated as endonuclease, poly(U) specific. Gene Ontology annotation, molecular function: polysaccharide binding; RNA endonuclease activity; scavenger receptor activity. The transcript is spliced from 10 exons. Gene Ontology annotation, biological process: immune response. Bases 142 to 1374 code for a protein of 410 amino acids. The record is from RefSeq and is a predicted model, not a curated record. Lineage: Eukaryota; Metazoa; Chordata; Mammalia; Chiroptera; Vespertilionidae.